CCACGCGGCCGCCGCUGCUCUGCCCAAGCCCAAGCUUGCAUUCAUCUGCUCCACCCGGAGCGUGCACGAAGCACUCCAACGAGCGAGCGCGGGCGAGCAAAGCGGCAACACUCUGACCAAUGCCGCCGCUCGUCGCCUCCUCCUUCUCGCCGGUGUUGCCGCCUCCGGCGCCCUCCAGGGCCCGGUUCAGGGUCGCGGCCUCUGCUGACGUCGGCGCCAACGGCAGAGCCGCCGCCGCCGCCGCCUCGGCCGUUGGAGGCGACGGAUUCCCGCCUUUCCUGCCCAGGGCGGUGGAGCGCAUCCGCGACGGCGCCGCCAUCCGCCUCGCCAAGCGAAUCGAGCGCGUGCCCGUCCAGACCAGCUUCUCCAAGAGCCCGAUACUGAGCAGCUGCGUGAGGCCGCUCAGGCAGCAGCAGGACAGUGACCCGGUCGUGCUGCUCCACGGAUUCGACAGUUCUUGUUUAGAGUGGAGGUACACCUACCCUUUGCUGGAGGAAGCUGGAUUGGAGACUUGGGCUGUGGACAUUCUUGGAUGGGGCUUCUCUAAUUUAGAAACAAGGCCGCCGUGUGAUGUUGGGUCGAAGCGCGAGCAUCUUUACCAGUUCUGGAAAUCCUACAUCAGAAGGCCUAUGGUGCUAGUUGGGCCUAGCCUCGGUGCUGCUGUUGCCAUUGAUUUUGCAGUCCAUUAUCCGGAAGCGGUAUCGAAAUUGAUCUUCAUUGGUGCAAGCGUAUAUGCUGAGGGCACAAAAGAUAUGACCAGAUUGCCUAAAUUUGUUCCAUAUGCUGGAGUUUUAUUACUGAAGAGUCUUCCACUGCGACUGUUAGCUACAUGCUUGGCAUUUAAUAAAAUUCCAGAUGGAUUCUUUGAUUGGGUGCAAAUUGGCCGUCUACAUUGUCUACUUCCUUGGUGGGAAGAUGCUACAGUCAACUUCAUGCUUACUGGGGGUUAUAAUAUCCUAAAAGAAAUAAAGCAGGUAAAGCAUAGAUGCCUGGUGUUAUGGGGAGAGGACGAUGGAAUAAUCAGCAAUAAACAAGCCUAUCGGUUGCAGCAAGAACUCCCAAGCGCAAUCUUAAGACAGGUGGGGCAGUGCGGCCACAUUCCUCAUGUUGAGAAGCCGAGGGAAGCAGCAAAACAUUUGCUUGAUUUCCUCGCAAUCGAGAAGACAGAGAAGGCAGACCAGGCUUUGUCCGUGUAAUCAACAGUUAGGGCCCGGUGACAGAACCAGAUCGUUUAGGCUAGCGUGUACAAGGUAACACGUACACGACAAUUCACUGUUUAUGCUUGCCUCCGGAGUCCAAUCUGCUCGUCGACUUCGAUGAAGCUGUAUGAAGUUUAACCGCACCAACAGCCCGCACCGGCUGGGGAACGUACAGGCAAGGCCUUGCCGAGGAGACAAUGAGAGUGGCAAUGAGACUUUGAAGAGCAGAGCCAGAAACAUUGUAGUAUCUGCUGGUCAGAUGUUUGUAGUAUCUGCUGAUGCGGCUGAAUCGCCGCACGGUGAUCCUGACCGAGCUAACCGGUCGCGCGUUUAUUGUACUAUCAAAUCAUGUUUAUAUUAUGUCCGUGUGGAGUGCUCUGCUGCUCAGGGGAAAUAAUACAGCUCCACUCGCAUGUUGGCUCC
Brachypodium distachyon (stiff brome) is the source of this 1622-nucleotide messenger RNA. RefSeq lists its product as uncharacterized. The record is from RefSeq and is a predicted model, not a curated record. The transcript is spliced from 11 exons. NCBI's taxonomy places the organism in Eukaryota, Viridiplantae, Streptophyta, Magnoliopsida, Poales, Poaceae. The coding region runs from base 120 to 1196 and encodes 358 amino acids. Gene Ontology annotation, molecular function: catalytic activity.